AUGAGUCAACCUCAUGUGGUUAUAGUGGUGAAGAGCAAACGCACACUUAAUUGUACGAACCAGGUUGGCCAAGCCUGGAGUGGCCAAAUACGGACAUACAUGAAGUUCUCCACAGCCAUCGCGAUAAGCUGCCAAAUCCGUAGUCCAUUUCUAAGCAGGUGUGGGUCACGUUACAUCAUUUGGGCCAACUACAGAUUAGGUGCCAUGAGAAUUAGGCAGGAAUCCCCGGCAACCCUAAAGUAUAUCCUCUCCAGCUGUGUAUAUAUGGAACUACUUGGACUAAAAUACAAUUCAACACUUACAAUGUCUCGCAUUUUCAUAAUCCCAAUCAGAACCGGUGCCACAGGAUAUAUUGGUGGGGAUGUCCUCUUCGCUCUCACACAAGCCUUUCGCAAUUCGAAUAUCUCCGCCCUCGUUCGGAGUGAGAGCCGAGCAUCUCAGCUCACAGACAAGUUCCCAUCCGUAGCUCCGGUCAUUGGGGACUUAGAUUCCACCGCCAAGAUCACAAGCGAAGCCUCGGAGGCUGACGUUGUUCUUCGUAAGACUCUGUCCCUGUUCGUCGUUGCCGUUGGUACGCUAACCAAGGAAAAAGAUCUCGCCAGCUCAAAUCACCUAGCCAGCGCUACUGCCAUUGCACAAGGCUUGACAGAAAGCAAGCGCCAAAAGCCAGUAUGGAUCCAAAUCUCCGGUGCCAGCCUGCUCUCCGGACCCGACAUCACAGCCAAUGCCUAUGGCGAACCACGCUCGCAGGAAUUCAAUGAUUUACAAGGCAUAUCCGAAAUUCGAAGCAUCAUCACGUCCUCACCAAAGCGUGCCGUUGAUAACCUCCUUCUUAAACUCUCCGCCACAAACCCUCACGUCCGAACGGCCAUUAUUUACGGGCCACUGAUCUACGGCCGGGGACGAGGUCCUGUGAAUCAGCGCAGCAUACAACUCCCGGACCUGGCAAAAUCUACCAUUCAGCAUGGCCAUGGUCUCCAAGUCGGCAGAGGCCUCAGCUGCUGGAGCAAUGUUCACGUCUCGGAUAUUGCGCAGUUAGUUUUGAAGUUGACUCAGGAAGCGUUGUCAAACUCCCAAAAUCCGUCGAUCUGGAACGAGAAUGGGAUUUAUUUUGCUGAGAAUGGAAAGAUGCCGUUUGGGGAGAUUUCUCAACGGGUAGCUUCGUUUGCUGCUGAACAAGGCUUCAUCAAAGACUCCACCGUUAAGAGUAUCGAUGCCGAUGCUGCAGACAAGUUGACUGCACAUGGUGCUGUGCUUUGGGGAACGAAUGUUCAAUAUACUGCGGCUCGGGCACGAGAGCUGCUGGGUUGGCAGCCACAGGGUCCCAGUCUAGAGGGAGAGAUUCCGAGAGCUGUGCGGGAGGAAGCAUCGCAGUUGAAUUCCAAACUGUAG
Molecule: messenger RNA, 1392 nt
Organism: Aspergillus oryzae RIB40
Lineage: Eukaryota; Fungi; Ascomycota; Eurotiomycetes; Eurotiales; Aspergillaceae
Exons: 5
Coding region: 1-1392 (463 amino acids)
Source: RefSeq, a predicted model, not a curated record